Molecule: messenger RNA, 372 nt
Organism: Cylindrotheca closterium
Lineage: Eukaryota; Bacillariophyta; Bacillariophyceae; Bacillariales; Bacillariaceae
Source: the annotation of a GenBank genome assembly
AUGAGCAAAAGAACGACAGGCAAGGGCCCAAGGGCACAAAGUGUAUCCAAAAACGAUUCCUAUCAUGCUCCUGUAAGCCUUGUCCAAAAAGAAUGGGGGAAAGUGGACAAAAUCUGCCCAUUUGAUGCUUCUGCCUUUUUGGGUCUGUUGGACGACGAUGACAGUGACAAAAUCGCUGAUGAUGAUGAGGAUAACAAGACGCCGUACAGUCAGAAAGCAAACUGGGAUUCCUAUUAUAUCAGUAGUUAUCCUGUCCCACAAGGAACAUGCAUGGAGUUGGUGUUUUUGGCGUAUUUUGCGCGCGUCGAAUAUUUAGUAGAAAUUGAACUUUCAGGAACACCCGGCAAAUGUUCAGACCGAGUAUUUUCUUGA